AUGUGUUCUUUGUCUCCAUGCGCUGAAUCCUACGUGUGCCACGUCACGGACAAGCCAAAGGGGCAGCCGCAGCGGCUGCCCGGCUACCCGCAGGAAGAACACAACGCCAACCUCAACACGUCAAAGACUGAGGUACUCUCCUACCUGUCCGUCAGCAGCCAUGCACCAGCCAGUGAACUCAAGGGCAGCGGCGUAGAGAAUGCCUCCACGAGCGGCAGCGGCUCUUCAGACGAGGCGCCGGCGGCGAGCAUCUUAGGUACGGAAGGGAUGGCGCCUGUGGCUACUUCAGAGUCCGCAGUGAGGACUACCAUGACCACGGAGGCACUUUUGGUCUUUCCACCCCAGCCGCUGCCUGCCGAGGAGCAGGUGCCUCCGGUCUACGCAGAGGCUGAGGAAGCCCGCGGGAAGGCGGCAGAGCGAGUCACCCACAUGUCUGCCGAGGAGCUUUCCUCCUCCGACCGCGGCGGCAUGGCGGCGCUGGUGAAGCCCUUCACUGGCGCAACUACGUCAUCGGAGCGCAUUUCGGCUGUCGAAGGGGGUUCUCCUGGUAUUCCAGUGGCACCGUGCUGUUCCUCGGACCCGACGCAGGGGCCAGCAGUGUCGAACAGCAUUGCAGAGGCUGCGUCGCGCUUGACGGAGAGGGAGAACGAUAGAUCUCGUGUGCUGUUGGGGCCUAUCUCCAACGCGUACGUCAGAGGCUAUACUCUGAGCCAGACGGCCUCUUCCUCGUCGCCGCGCUCGCCGCCAGCCCACCUGGUAGUACACCGCUGCACACCCGAGCGGUCGACGGGGCCGAUGUGGGGUACAACACCAGUAAGCCCCACGGGCGCUGUGCAGUGUGAGAAGCUAGUGCACUUGCCUGUCGGAUCGAAGAAAAAGUAUGAGCUGCUUAGUGGCAGCUCCAGGACGACACCGCGCGGAACAACCUCCAGCGUGCCAGCCCUCACCUUCACGUCGCGGUCGAUGCCAGCCUCCACUCAUGCGCCAAUCGUGUCGAGCAUGACGGGCUCUACGACGGCAAUGGUUGUAGUGCCGACGGAGGCAUCACUCCAGGCGACGCAUCCAUCGGAGGACACCAUGAAGGACCUGGUCAGUCACCUGGACCGCCACUCGUUCGGAUUUCAUCUCCGCGAGAUGUUUCAGCGCGCUGACUUUGCAGGCAUGCAUUGUGAGGUUCGCCGUGGUGUGCGAGAGAGUACCGCCUUGCAGGAGUACCGACGUCUCUUUCGUGUCCUCGCCAAGAACAAAGACUCCAUGAGUGUGGAAGAUUUGCAUGAGCUGCUGUUGAUCUUCACGCCGUGCGGCGUGUCACUUCGAGAGGGGGCGGACUUUUUGUGGGAAAACUGCGGAGGCAAGUCGUCCUUGACUUUCCGCGACUUCCUGCAGUACGGGCCGGCGCUUCGCGCGCGCCUGCAGGACUACGAAGUUUUUGAACGACUGCCGAUCCAGCAGAAGCUGAUCACCACGCACGCACGCGUCCUGCCGGGUGUGUCGCCCUCGAAGGCCAACCCAGCGCGGUUGCAGCUACUGCGCGUAGCCGAGCAACAGGUGCAGGGCCAGCUACCGCGGCACACUCGUCCGCUACGCUUGUAUGAGGAAAUAUUCCUCGUCGACUACCAGCAGCGACUCCACGACGCAGCGCUUAUUCCGGCGAGCGACGUUCCACCACAACGACUGAAGAGCGACUACGCGCACGAGUAUGGUCAACAGCAGUACACGCGACCGCUUCCCCCGCUGCCGCAGCUCUCGGUACCCGUCUUAAUGAAGGAGGACAUGGUAUGGUGUCACACAGAGGCGGUGUGCUCUCCCAACAGCGACGCAAGCGAGGCGGCCAGGCAUGCUGCAGCGGUUGGGAAGCCAGCUACGGUGUUGCACGGUAAGAGUGAGCACCAGGCAGUGUCGCGAAACAACCGCCUCGCGGAUGCGACCAAGGCUCCAGGCAAGGCAGGCAGUCGCACGGCGAGCAAGAAAAAAAAUGGGCGGGGCAGAGAGAGGGUGUGCGCAGCGUCAAGCAUGGGCGCCGGAGCGACAUACGGCGACAGCAGUCGUCAGACUGGGUUGGUUUUAGAGCGCUCUGCGGUCGUCGUGCCGCAUCAGCCUCGCCCGCAGGAGCAAAAAAAGAUGGGGCGAUUUGUCGAGGAGGAGUACUGGGAGCGGCGCAUCAUGGAUGACCACCUCAUCACUCAGCUUCAGUCGAUGUACAGGACGCCAUAG
Messenger RNA from Leishmania braziliensis MHOM/BR/75/M2904, 2214 nucleotides. RefSeq lists its product as hypothetical. Bases 1 to 2214 code for a protein of 737 amino acids. The record is from RefSeq and is a predicted model, not a curated record. The transcript has a single exon. Lineage: Eukaryota; Euglenozoa; Kinetoplastea; Trypanosomatida; Trypanosomatidae.